Messenger RNA from Gavia stellata (red-throated loon), 1219 nucleotides. It is a transcript of the gene GLT8D2, whose product is annotated as glycosyltransferase 8 domain containing 2. The record is from RefSeq and is a predicted model, not a curated record. The transcript is spliced from 10 exons. NCBI's taxonomy places the organism in Eukaryota, Metazoa, Chordata, Aves, Gaviiformes, Gaviidae. Gene Ontology annotation, cellular component: Golgi apparatus. Bases 23 to 1093 code for a protein of 356 amino acids. Gene Ontology annotation, molecular function: glycosyltransferase activity.
GAGCUCUCAUCCAACAGAACACAUGGCUCUUUUAAAGAAAAUUAACCAGAUCUUACUGUUACUUCUUGUCUUAACUGUGUGUGCCAUUCUGUAUAACAAAGUUCACCAAGUGCCAUCUGCAUUAAAGAAUGAAACAGUAUUUUUGUUUCUCAUAGUUGAUUUGGAGAGUCCUGAGGAAAUAGAAGAAGAAAUCCCAGUCGUAAUCUGCGCUGCUGCGGGUAGAAUGGGUGCAGCUAUAGCAGCAAUCAGUAGCAUCUGCAGCAACACAGAGGCUAAUGUUUUGUUCUACAUAGUUGGGCUGAAGACUACCAUCCCGCAUAUUCGAAAAUGGAUUGAAAAUUCUAAACUGAAAGAAAUAAAAUUUAAGGUUGUGGAAUUCAAUCCUAUGGUACUAAAAGGAAAAAUCAGACAAGAUGCAUCGCGCCCUGAGCUACUGCAGCCUCUCAACUUCGUUCGAUUUUAUCUUCCUUUGCUUAUCCAGAAACAUGAGAAAGUAAUAUAUUUGGAUGAUGAUAUCAUUGUUCAAGGUGACAUCCAGGAACUGUACGAUACUAAGUUAGCUCCUGGACAUGCUGCAGCUUUUUCAGAUGAUUGCGAUCUGCCUUCUACACAUGAAAUGGUUAGAAGUGUAGGGAUGCAGAACACAUACAUGGGAUUCCUGGACUACAGAAAGCAAGCGAUUAGAGAUCUUGGCAUCAGCCCCAGCACCUGCUCCUUUAAUCCCGGUGUAAUUGUUGCUAACAUGACUGAAUGGAAACAUCAACGAAUUACAAAGCAGUUGGAAAAGUGGAUGCAAAGAAAUGUAGAGGAAAACCUCUACAGCAGCACCCUUGGGGGAGGUGUGGCAACCUCUCCAAUGCUGAUUGUAUUUCAUGGAAAGUAUUCCGCUAUUAAUCCUAUGUGGCACAUAAGGCAUCUUGGUUGGAGUCCUGAUACCCGUUACUCAGAGCAUUUUCUUCAAGAAGCUAAAUUACUGCAUUGGAGUGGGAGGUACAAACCUUGGGACUAUCCCAGUGUUCACACGGAUCUCUGGGAAAAGUGGUUUAUUCCUGACCCUUCAGGGAAGUUUAAGUUAACUCGUCCUGACAGCUGAUACUGAAACCACUUAAAUGCAUCCAUAUGCUAUGUUUUGCAGUGUGUAAUAGUUUGAGAGGCAACACACUGUAUAAUUAACUGAUUUUAGAAAACUAAGUAUUUGUUAAAUAUAUAAGUAAAUGAC